AUGAUGAAGUCAUUGUUUGCCACCAUCUGGCCCAAGAACAAUCCACGGUUCAAGAUCAGGGUGCUCGUUGCAUUCUCGUUGUUGAUUGCGUCCAAGCUCUUGAAUGUACAAGUGCCAUUUUUUUUCAAGCUGAUUGUGGAUGAAAUGAACGUGGAUUGGACCAGUCAGUUGGGCACCAUUGGAACUGUCAUUGGGUCUUUGAUCUUAGCCUACGGUGGUGCCCGUUUUGGUUCCGUCUUGUUCGGAGAAUUGAGAAACGCUGUCUUCGCUUCUGUGGCUCAGAGUGCUAUCAAAAGAGUGGCCCAGAACACUUUCAAGCACCUUCUCAAUAUGGAUCUUCAUUUCCAUUUGUCGAGACAAACGGGUGGAUUAACCAGGGCAAUUGAUCGUGGUACAAAAGGUAUCAGUUACGUUUUAAGUGCCAUGGUGUUCCAUAUUAUUCCGAUCUCGUUUGAAAUCACAGUGGUGUGUGGGAUCUUGACCUACAACUAUGGCUUGUCGUUUGCUGCCAUGACUUUCUUUACCAUGUUGGCUUAUUCGAUUUUCACCAUCAAGACUACCGCGUGGAGAACGGGCUUCAGAAGACAGGCCAACAAUGCCGAUAACCAAGCUGCAUCUGUGGCAUUGGACUCUUUGAUAAACUACGAAUCCGUUAAGUACUUCAACAACGAAGCUUUUCAAGCUUCCAAAUACGAGAGUGCCCUCACCAACUACCAGAACGCAUCGAUCAAGGUGGCCACUUCUCUCGCUUAUUUAAAUGCUGGUCAAAAUUUAAUUUUCACCAGUGCAUUGACGGCAAUGAUGUACAUGGGAUGUCAAGGAGUGGCUAGCGGAGCCUUGACUGUGGGUGACUUGGUGCUUAUUAACCAGUUGGUUUUCCAGUUGAGUGUCCCCUUGAAUUUUUUGGGGUCUGUGUAUCGUGAAUUGAAACAGUCAUUGUUGGACAUGGAAAACUUAUUCCAAUUGCAAAACUACGAGGUCAAGAUCAAAGAUGCACCUGGUGCCAAGCCGCUUGUGUUGAAGAAUUCGGAAAUUCCCCCAGAGAUAAGGUUCGAGAAUGUUAGUUUUGGCUACCAUCCAGACAGACCUAUCUUACAGAAUGCCAGUUUCACGAUCCCAGCAGGGGAGAAGGUAGCCAUUGUGGGACCCUCGGGGAGCGGGAAAUCCACCAUCUUGAGGUUGGCAUUCAGAUUUUACGAUGUGGAUAAGGGACGCAUCUUGAUUGACGGGCAAGAUAUUAGUAAGGUGACUGUGGAGUCCUUGCGUAAGGCCAUUGGAAUUGUGCCCCAAGAAACGCCCUUGUUCAACGAGUCGAUUCUCGAGAACAUAAGGUAUGGCCGUUUGGACUCCAGUGACGAGGAGAUCAAAGACAUGAUAGAAAAGGUGCAAUUGACCAAGUUGAUCGAGGAUUUACCCGAGGGGGUCAACACUAUGGUGGGAGAGAGAGGAAUGAUGAUUUCGGGAGGAGAGAAGCAGAGGUUGGCUAUUGCCCGGCUUUUGCUUAAACAGGCCCCCAUCACGUUUUUCGACGAGGCUACGUCUGCGUUGGACACCCAUACUGAGCAGUCGCUUUUGCGCACCAUCAGACAGGUGUUCAAGGAGGGAAAGAACACCAACAUCUCAAUUGCGCACCGGUUGCGGACGAUUGCCGAUGCCGACAAGAUCAUUGUGUUGAACAAGGGCCAUGUCCAGGAGGAGGGCAGCCACUACGAAUUACUUUCCCAGGACAACUCGUUGUACUCGCAAUUGUGGGACAUUCAAGAGAACUUGGACAUAGACGAGCAAUUGAAGGAGAACGCCGAGGUGCAGUCUGCCAAGUGA
This is a messenger RNA of Suhomyces tanzawaensis NRRL Y-17324, 1821 nucleotides long. It is a transcript of the gene ATM1, whose product is annotated as ATP-binding cassette Fe/S cluster precursor transporter. Gene Ontology annotation, molecular function: ATP hydrolysis activity; ATP binding; ABC-type transporter activity. The record is from RefSeq and is a predicted model, not a curated record. Gene Ontology annotation, biological process: intracellular iron ion homeostasis; transmembrane transport. The transcript has a single exon. Lineage: Eukaryota; Fungi; Ascomycota; Pichiomycetes; Serinales; Debaryomycetaceae. Gene Ontology annotation, cellular component: mitochondrial inner membrane. The coding region runs from base 1 to 1821 and encodes 606 amino acids.